AUUGUAGUCAUCGUAGCCAUCGUAGCCAUCUCCCCCAGGAUUUCUGGGCGACCAUCCAGCCACUUUGAGUGCGAAGUGCGAACAGUUAUUGGCAUGCCACGCCCCCGCAAGGCGUAGCAAAAGGAGCAGGACGCAGCACGCAGCAGCCGGAAGAAGAGGAAGAAGAAGCGUAAAUAAAUAUGAUAAAGCUUAAGAAUAUAUAAUAACGGAGAGCAGAGGAAGGAAAGUUUAAAUGAAAUAACGCAAUAUAAAAACAUAAAUAACUAAGGAAAGUGCCGAAGAGAAGGAGGAACAAGAAGAAGCAGCGGCAGCAGCAGCGAAGAAGAGCAGCCCAAAAAAGUAGGCAACGCAAAAAAAAAAGCUGGAAAGCUGGAAAGGUGAGGAGGUGAGGAGGCGGCUUCCCAUCCCACAAGAGAGAGGCGCAGUGAAGAGUCCGCUGGAUAAGCAGUAGCUGGCAGAAGAAGAAGAAAACUAAAGGAGGAGGAGGUGGAGCCGAGGAGAGCAGAGCAGCCGGACAAGAGAGAAUAGAGCUCAAUUACGCCGCCAAACUGUCGUGUCAGCAACAACGUGAAAUGUGCAAUUCCUGGCUGCUGCUCAUAAUUGCGCUCUCCGUUGUCGUCUGCCUGUGGAACUCGCAACAAACCGAAACAUCCCAAUCAUGCCCAGCCGAGUGCAUCUGCUUGUCCCAGACUCAAGUGCUGUGUAACACGGGCGGCCUCGAGCAGAUCCCGCUGCGGCAGCUGCCGGCGUCGGUGGAGAACCUGGCGCUGACCAAGAACAACUUCCCGAUCAUCAAGCCGGACUCGUUCUCCGGCCUGCGGGCGCUGAAGAAGCUCUCGCUGGACGGCAACAACAUCACGCGGAUCAAGCAGUUCGCCUUCCGCGGACUGCCGCGGCUCAAGGAGCUCUCCAUCCAGUAUACGCCCCUCCAAAUGGUCGCCGCCUUCGCCUUCGCCGGACUGCAGAACCUCUCCACAAUCCUGCUGAGCCACAAUCAGAUCCAACGGAUCGAGGGCAACGCCUUUGCCGGCACCUCCAACAUCAAGUUGAUCCUGCUGACCAACAAUCCCCUGAUUCGGAUCGAUAGUUCUGCCUUCUCGAGUCUGACGAACGUGGGACACUUGAUCCUGCCAUCGGGGAUAAGGAGCAUCGAACAGGACGCCUUCUUUGGCAUGGACACGGUGGGUCUGCUGAAGUUGGCCUACAUGGACCUCAAGGAGGUGGCUCCCUUCACCUUUCGCGGCCUCUCCAAUGUCCUUCUGCUCACUCUGCAGGAAUCCGACUUGGGUGUCAUUUGUGCCGAUGCCUUCACAGGAUUAACGCAAGUGGAAACGCUGCAGGUGCUGAACAACAAGAUAGAUUCGAUCGAGGAACUCAACUUCACCAGCUCGGCGGCCAUAAAGCAUUUGAAGUUCUUCGGUAAUCACGUACUGGAAACCCCCGAUCCAAAUGCCAUCAUCGUUGAUGGAGUGGAGCAUCUGCAGCUGGUUAGCAAUCACUUUCCCUGCGGCUGCCACAUCCACACGCUGCUCGAUGGUCCGCUGGCCGAGGGAGCCCACAAUCUGACGGACUUCCUGCAGAAGAACUACUGCAUCUCCCCACUGGAGGUCAACGGGCGGGUGAUGAGCGAACUGGACAUCGACUCCAUCGGCCGGUGCUCCGAUCAGCUGACCAAGGGCAACCUCGGCAGUUCGGCUGCCUCGCUGGCGCUGGGCAUCAACUCGAUGCUCCUCAUCGCGGUGGCCAGUUGCGCCGAGUGGCGACACUUCCGGCUCCUCGCCCACCGGAUGGCCCAGAUCCUCGGCCACGUCGCCUGGCGGAGGCGCCGGAAACGGCGGAAGGGCAACUAG
Molecule: messenger RNA, 1850 nt
Organism: Drosophila ficusphila
Lineage: Eukaryota; Metazoa; Arthropoda; Insecta; Diptera; Drosophilidae
Product: chondroadherin
Exons: 3
Coding region: 573-1850 (425 amino acids)
Cellular component (GO): plasma membrane
Molecular function (GO): protein binding
Source: RefSeq, a predicted model, not a curated record